Radiomyces spectabilis is the source of this 2055-nucleotide messenger RNA. RefSeq names its product high mobility group box domain-containing protein. Lineage: Eukaryota; Fungi; Mucoromycota; Mucoromycetes; Mucorales; Radiomycetaceae. The record is from RefSeq and is a predicted model, not a curated record. The transcript is spliced from 5 exons. The coding region runs from base 231 to 1874 and encodes 547 amino acids.
AUUGCCACACACAACGGAACUGAUGGCAACGUCUCACCCUGUUCGUUUGGACAAUUUUAUUCCCAUGUCCGCAUCUCCGUUCGCCUCCCAUUUGCCCGCUCCACAGCCGCAGUUGAUUGAUUUCCAGCAACUUCCUAUUCAAGACCGACACCAACGUUACCGUGGAAUCUCGUUCCCCGUCACCACAGGUUUUGCCAGAUCCUCACAUUGACAAAUAUCCUACGCAGUCAAUGCUUCCUCCUUCAUUUCAAAAGCAAACAGUAUUCGACCUCGCAAUGCACACUAUUCCCGAGCAAAGGCAGACAGCAACAAGUGGAUAUAUGCUCUUUUGCAACGAUCACCGAUCACAAAUGACGGAUUUGCAAUCCACACCGUCACUCGACAUGAAACAAUGGCUUGAUGAACGCUGGAAUGCUCUGUCUCAAACACAUAAAAAGAAAUACCACCAACGAGCCAUUAUCAUCAAUUCGCAAAUGGAAGAAGGCGAUGAAUUAGAUCUCUACACAAGUGAUAAUGACAGCGACAAUUCACUGCCACUAAAGAGAUCUUACGAAGACACAUGUAUCCCAUCUCACAAAUAUCCCGUCUUGGGUCCCACCCACAUCGUAUCGCCGGAAGCUAUUCGCGAAGCGGAAGAGGAAGAAAAAGAAGAAGCCAUGGGUAUCAGCCGAUGCCGUGCCUUUUCAGCAUUUCCAUCCUUCCUGUCCUUAAAAAAUAUGCAUGAGCGGGCUCAGCAACAAAAGAAACAAAGGCUUGAACAAGAUCCAAUGGCUGCGGAUUCGCACGCAAUCCACGUACGGUCGUUCAGUCACAGCCAUUCUCCUCCAAGUGUCUCGAUUCCCAUGUUCAGUCCGACCAUUUCUCAUUCUUCUGCUACGGAUUCUCCUCGUUUAUCGGACGCCUACCAUUCCGAUGAAGAAACCUUUCCUCUGUCUCCACCCGAAAUCGCCACUUGUUCUCCCCCGUCGGCCACUUCUCGCAUCCAGCAUGAACCCCGCAUAAAAAUUGAAGCUUCCACAUCUGUCCAACCCUUGUUUCGUCAAAACAAUGCCAAUUACCAAACCAAAGAAAAAACUCGAUUGAAGCGACCUCCGAAUGCAUACCUGUUGUUCAAUCGCGAUAUGCGCCGAGAACUAUUGAAAAUUAGUCCCAAGUUGACCGUAGCAGAAAUUAGCAAAGAAGUCGGUGACCGAUGGAGAAUACUAUCCAAGGAAAAGCGACAAAGUUACAACGAAGAAGCCAUGAAGUUAAAAGAACAGCACAUCCGAGAUCAUCCCGACUUUAUUUAUACGCGACGUUCCAAAGCCGAGCUGGCAGAAGCCCGUCGAUUCUCCAGGGCAGGACGAAAAGCCAGUACGUCUGUCCCUUCCGCCGAUGGCAUUGACGUCAAUAUUAUGUCGUUACCAAAAGGCCUAAAGAGCGACGAUCCAAAACGUCAAUGCAAGAAUACUGCCACUGGACCCAACGACACUCGUCGCGACCCACGUGGACGAAAGAAAAAACGACACCGACAUCCAUCAGCACCCAAGCACCCGAUGUCCGGAUUCUUGUUCUUCUUGGCAGCUGUACGGCCAGAGGUAGCACGGCAGUUUCCAGGAUGUACGGUAGGGCCUAUCAGCAAAGCCAUUUCCGAUCGAUGGCGCGCACUUUCCGAGGAAGAGCGCACCCCGUGGCUUCAAAAAGCGGAGCAGGACAAGGCUCGAUAUGCGCACGAGAUGCGACUGUAUCUGGCGAAUCUGGAACCACAAGAACCAGGGAACGCAUCAGCUGUCGAGACCACCGUCGAUGAUCACACGCUAAUGGCCUCGGUACCACACGCAGCCAAUGGUGCUGGGGACCAAACUCAAUUGGCUAGUUUUCCUGGUAUCACCUAACUGGGAAUCUGGAUCGAUGUCCAGUACUGUAUGAUUUGUAUAGCCACUGUGAAGCCAUCUAUUUUUCUGCUUCCCAACUUUGCGAGGAUUCCAAUGUAACAUAUUGCUUUAUAGUUUGUGAUAAAAAUUUCUCAUUCCAAAGAUGGCAGCUCAAUUUUUGUACAGUUCACUUUCCAUGGCG